Messenger RNA from Fusarium graminearum PH-1, 423 nucleotides. RefSeq lists its product as uncharacterized. The coding region runs from base 1 to 423 and encodes 140 amino acids. The record is from RefSeq and is a predicted model, not a curated record. NCBI's taxonomy places the organism in Eukaryota, Fungi, Ascomycota, Sordariomycetes, Hypocreales, Nectriaceae. The transcript has a single exon.
AUGACUCCAUGUCACUACCCGCCCAACCCUGACAUCAGCAAUCAAGUGAAGUUGCGAUGGUUCCGAUUUGAUAAGGCAGACGGCAAAGAGGAAGGUUGCAGUCGUUUAAGCAGAACAAUUGCUGUAUGUCAGACAACGAACGCAAGUCAGCAAGACCGACGGCCCGUCUGCGUUAUCUGUCAGAGGCAGAGCCAACAGGAUGAAGGCCGACGGCCCGUGCUGGGAACAAUAUCUCGAGAUAACAUAUUCUUCUUGAAGCCAGUUGACAACCUUUAUGGGUGUCACAACAAGGAGACUGGCUACAUCAUGACGGCUGGACAAAAGGGAGUGAUUGUCAAGGUUGUCCCUGUAGCCCACGCGGACGAUACGCCACAUGCCACAUCACUAGACCACCAAUGGAUAAGCGUCGAGAAAGGGGCCUGA